ACCAUGGGUUAUGGGGAGAAUGAGGUUAGGAGGGAGAGAUAGAUCAACCAUGAUUAAAUGGCGGAAUAGACUUGAUGGGCUGAAUGGCCUAAUUCAGCUCUAUCACUUAUGACCUCAUGACUAACAUUUGUCUGUAUUUAUUGUGGCUGUCUGAAUACCUGUUGACGAGGAAGGAGUUAAAAAUUCUGUAUUAAUCACAGCUGAUGAUGUUUAUUAUUUAGGUCAGCUGACUUUGAGUUUCGAUUUCCCAUAGUGCAGUUCUAUUUUUUCUUUAGUUGUUUCACUUUGAUCUAAUUGGAUCCACUGACGCAGUACUUUAUUGUUUGCCAAAUUGAAAGGUUGUUGCUGUGGCACACCCUGUUUAUUUUCCAACUGAGUUCAUUUUCAACAUUUUGAUUGCCACAGAGACUUAAUUUAGGGGGAGGAAAUGUCCCAUUUUUCAUUUACUCAAAGAAGUGGAUGUUCUGAAAUCCUAGAAUUAUUAGAUAUCAGCAAUUUGCUUGUACUGAACGAUACCGUAGCCAGGAAGACAAAUGCUUGGACCAAACACGAAGCCAUCAGCGUCAUUCUGAGCCACAGCCAAAGUGCCGAAGAGCUCCUAAAACGCAGGAAAGUUACGCGAGAGUCAAUAUUGAAGUACUUAACAGAACAUGGUAUGGCUGUAUCUACUUCAUCAAGCAAACAACAGCUUAUUGAUGAUGCCUUGCUUUAUUGGAUCCAACCGCUGGCCACAUCUUCCCAUCUACUCCCCUUUCAGCUUUCUGCAGAGACUGCUCGCUCGGUAACUCCCCUGGUCCAUUCGUCCUCUCCAACCCAAACCACCUCCUCCCCAGGUACUUUCCCUUGCAACCGCAGGGUAUGCAACACUUGUCGCUUUACCUCCUCCCUUGAUUUCAUUCAAGGACCCAACCAGUCUUUCCAGGUGCAGCAGAGGUUCACCUGCACCUCCUUCAACCUCGUCUAUUGUAUCCGCUGUUUCAGGUGUCAGUUGCUCUACAUCGGUGAGACCAAGCGCAGGCUUGGCGAUCGCUUCGCCCAACACCUCCGCUCAGUUCGCACUAACCAACCUGGUGUCCCAGUGGCUCAGCACUUCAACUCCCCCUCCCAUUCCGAAUCUGACCUUUCUGUCCUGGGCCUCCUUCAUUGCCAUGAUUACGUCCAGCGCAAAUGUGAGGAACAGCAACUCAUACUUCACUUGGGUAGCUUACACCCCAGCGGUAUGAACAUUGACAUGUCUAAUUUCUGAUAGUUCUUGUUUUCUCCCUCCUUCCCCUCCCCCAGGCAGGACAUUAUACACUGCCUGGACCAGGAAAUUGAUAUGCUGUGGUUUAGUUUGCCAGAGCUCAGUCCAUGUGACUUUUCGGUCCAUGACCUGUUCCCACCCUGUCCAGGCCCCCUGCUGCCUCAAGCCAACCACUCUGGUAAACCUUUCCUCCUCCACCGCUGCCUUCACUUCCUCCUGGACCAGCCUGCGUCUCUCCUUCCUCUUGGCCUUGUCAAAUUGGAGAGUUGGGAAGAUUCCCAGAUUAGCUCUUCUCUGAGCUACUGCUCCCACAAGGACUAUGUGGCGUAUCCAAGACUCCGCUAGCAGCACGGCUUUGCUGGUUCUCCACUUUCUCAUAGUUUUCACUUCCACCCCUACCUGAGCCACUGGGUUACUGGAGACUCUGUACAGCAUCACCUCUCUGGCCCGAGUCACCUUAAACUCCUCCUUCAGGGGCAGCUGGAGCUUGAUGUUAUUUCUGUAAAGGGCGAUGCUGCUAAAGCUCCUGGGCAGCCCCAGCCACCUCCUGAGGAAGCUGCUGACUUUGCUCUCUAAUCUCUCUACGAUGGAGAUUGGCACCGUAGACAAGCAGUGGCCAGAAUCUUCUUGGCAGGAUACCAUGCUGGUAAAUUCAUGCCUUGAACUUGCUGGGAAGCCACGGCCAGUCCACAGCUCUCAACCAUCUCUUCAGCUCCUCACAGGUUGCCUAAACUGAUGCUGUAACCUUCAGGCCACUGUUAAACACCUUGCCAAGUCUUUUUACUGGCCUUUCGGAGAGUUGGGCAGUUGGGAUUGGUGUCCCUACGAUGCUGAAGCGGAACCUGCCCAUGACUUUGCCUGAAGCAAGAGAUUAUCAGCAAUUUCAAGCAGAGGUGCAGUAUGUUGUCAUAGCAAAGUUAAUCAUGACUAGUUUAGUCAGUACACGCCUUGUCGGACAUGUUUUGUGGAGUGACAUAGGUUGGGUUGAGCAGAUCGGCUUGAGCUCAGUCACCAGCUCAUGAAAGAUUUAUGAAUGCUAUUAUCUUGCACUAAAUGUUAUUCACAACAUGCUCCCAUGGAGAUCUUUAUCAUGUACCUGUAUCAUGUAUCUGUACACUGUGGAUGGCUCGAUUGUAAUCAUGUGUAUUCUUUCUGCUGACUGGUUAGCAAGUGACAGAAGCUUUUCACUGUACCUUGGUAGACAUGACAAUAAACUAAACUCAAUUCAUCAACCUCGAACGUUGAUUGGAGCCUCAGAACAUGUUCAGGCCACAAGAAAGAAACGCAAGUGUGGAGAUAUCUCAAAUCACUCUAAUCUCAAUCCAUAUUUCUAUAUUUAGAAAAUUACCAUCAGUCUCUGUGAUAAUAUUGGGCAUUUUGGUGCCUAGAAAAAAUGGAGGAUUUCUGCCUUUGCAAAACCUGCUUGGCAUCUUUUUGCAAAGGCUGUAAAGACCAUGUGGAUCAUGGCUCCAGAAUGUCUGUGGCCUGGGAGGAAUGUCAGUACAGGGUGAUGUCCAGAUGUCCUUUCGUUGUUAAUAUGUAUGAAGGUUUUGCAGAAGGAUAUGGGUCCUGCUGCAAAUGCAUGAUCAGGAUUGGUUGGGAAAUUAUGGGUUAUAAUACUAUUGUUAACUAUGUUGCAUGGUGCUAUGGUAUACAACUAUGUUGUAUACUGCUAUUUGUGAUUGGUCAAGGAGAGGGUCCUUGCCUAAAUUGUUUACAUUACCUGAUAAAAUGUUUCUUUACAUCAAGGAAUUGUCUUCCAUUAAGAAUUUUCUGUAGAAGCAAUGUUAUGGGAUAUUCUGUGAUUGGGUUAGGGACCUGUCAACUAAUUUAUUGUAUGAUCUUUAUUUAUGAUUGGCUUAUAGGGGUUAACCCCCCCCCC
Leucoraja erinaceus (little skate) is the source of this 3125-nucleotide messenger RNA. RefSeq lists its product as uncharacterized. NCBI's taxonomy places the organism in Eukaryota, Metazoa, Chordata, Chondrichthyes, Rajiformes, Rajidae. The record is from RefSeq and is a predicted model, not a curated record. The transcript has 2 exons. The coding region runs from base 428 to 1246 and encodes 272 amino acids.